Messenger RNA from Coccomyxa subellipsoidea C-169, 1193 nucleotides. RefSeq names its product breast carcinoma amplified sequence 2. Gene Ontology annotation, biological process: mRNA processing. Gene Ontology annotation, cellular component: catalytic step 2 spliceosome; Prp19 complex; precatalytic spliceosome. Bases 210 to 998 code for a protein of 262 amino acids. NCBI's taxonomy places the organism in Eukaryota, Viridiplantae, Chlorophyta, Trebouxiophyceae, Coccomyxaceae. The record is from RefSeq and is a predicted model, not a curated record. The transcript has 6 exons.
GUGAAUUUUUGCAAGAUUGUCAUAUGCUCUAGACAUCCAGUCUCUCUAAAUUUGACACGGGCUAGUGAAAGGGUUGUCUUCUAUCCUGACUGAAGGAAGAACGUUCUAUAUUACUGAGAGACGUGAAAGUUUGUCCAAAAAGUGAGUGUCAAAUCGGGGCUGGCACCCUCAGAAGCAAUUUGUUGAGCAAGACAGCCUGAGAGGUGGUCAUGGUUCAGCCUUUGGCUCUGGAUGUUGCACCGCAUGGAGAGGCAACUGGGUGGCGCAAAGACGAGCACCUCAUCGAUGCUCUUGCAUACAUUGAUCCGCUUUCACAGGAAGAAAAGACAAAGGUCGAUGCACUGAUCAUGGAAGAGCUGAAGAAUAGCGUAAAAAGACCACAAGACUACUUGAAGGAGAUGCCUGCUCUGCCAGACUUCAAUCUGGAGGGGCACCCAGUCCUGAAAGCCGAGUAUGAGAGGGUGAAGGCAGGGCAGCCUAUGGCACAGCUUGACACCACGCGGUACAGAUUAGACGAGCCGCCGCUGAAUAGAAGGAAUGAUGUCGCCGCCUGGAAGGCAGCCUUGGAAAAUGCGCACAGUCAACUUGAGCACCAGUAUAACAGACUGCUGAAUAUGGAGCUCUUGUUGCAAUUCGGGCCAAAAGCAUGGCAGGCCCACAUCAGGCACCUCGAAGUGGGCCACAAGAGGCUGGAGGACAUGCUGGCAGAGACCAGAGCGGCAGUUGAGGCGGUGAACAGGGAGCGGAAGGUGUCGCAGCUGCAGGCGCAGGAGGAGAUGACGGACUAUGAGGGCCGCUGGGCCACAACGGUGGCGAAGAACCGCGAAAUUGAUGCGGCCUGCAGAGAGCUGGAGGCAGAGAUUGCCUCCCUCAGAGCCCAGCUGCCUGCCCAGGAAGAGGGUGCACCCAAGGACCCAUUCGGCGUUAGGGAAGGCGUGGAAGAGGAUGCACAUAAUCCGGGGGCAAAUGGGCAGGCUUCAGAAAUGGAUGAGUCUUGAUAGGGGAUGUGCAUGCUGAGGAUAUUCUGUUUUGCCUGUUUGUGCUCGCUUGCCGCUUGUGGCCAGAACGAGUCCUGACAAACUCUUUCAAGCUUACUUUCAAUUCUGAUGGAUGCAUAUCAAACAAGUCUUGGUUCGCAAUCAUUUGAUGACAUUCCUUGCAAGGUAGUCUCCUUGUAAUGGGUCAGAGUACCC